AUGGCUUUCACCAAUCAACCAAACAAUGCGGCGUCCUAUCCGUCGCGCUUGGUAGAUUACGGCCAGUCCGCCUCCUCUGGAAUUCCAAGCACAGCUCCCAACAACGAAACAACUCCUACAGACACAGAUCGACGUGCCAGUAUCCACAGUGCUCAAGCUGCUGAGAAAGAAACGCUAAAGCGAAAGCGAACGGAUAUAAACAACAAGGCCAGGGAACGUGCUCAGCAGCAGCUGAUGGAAGCUAUCAAUCUCGAAGCACAAAAGGUACAUAAGUCGGAUGCACAUGUAUUUCCAACACACUCCCUGCAGCUCAACAGCGCAGAAGAACUUCCUCCUACGAAGCGUGGUCGCGGUCGCCCUCGAGUCAUCCAACAGCCUCCCAAGGUUCCCACCUCUACGCCGAGUGCAGACUCUCAAGCUCUUUAUGCCGCAACCAUACCUAGCGGAAAUCAACGACAACAACUCGCUGUUACGGUAGAUUCGGUUUCCUCUCCUCGGUUUCCAUAUCAACAGGCUCAGCAGUAUUAUAAUCUACCGGUCCCUCAAUCCUACCAGCCCUUCAUCAAUUCCUCCUCACCUACCACUGGACAAGAUCAACAAGAUAAGCAGAGCCAACCGAUAGUAUCCGAGACUUCUUCCACUCAUUUGACAUACCCACAAGCACAACAGACAUCUUUUCUUCCUGCGCCUGCUGUAAGUGGAGAGUCUCAACGCUGUACUCUUCUUCCUACUUCAGGUUCCCCUACGGCUGAUUUCCCGCAACAACCAACAUUCAGUGGCUCCUCUACUCUCCGCGAAACUUCUGAUCUCCCACAGAAGGAUCAACGGGGACAAACCGCCACUGCCACUAAGUCUGAUGAGAAUCAACCAUACCCUUAUGGUCCUUACCCUUCUUACCCCGAGUCUCUCACUCCCACCCUUGAUGUUACGCCUACAGCCACUCCUCAUAAAACAGUAAACGAGUCUGUCCAUUUCAAUUCGCCUGCGUCGACAGUCAGCGGUGGUGCCUCACAAUCCUUGUAUUCGAACAUUCAGCCUACUUAUGGAAAACUGGUUUUAGGUUUUAGUGAUAUCCAAGCAGGUGUUCGUACUCCACAGAAGUCUUUCUUCCAACAGGGCUGGGGGCCACUUGGUAUUCCUGACCUUACACCUCCAAAGCAUUUGAGUGCAAGCAACUGUCCUCCUGCUACCACCAACUCAAAUACAGUUACUGUGUCUCCUACACAGCAAUGUGCACCAUUAGCAAAUCACGCUUUCGAUACUCCAACGUCAACCAGACGGCUACCGUCCCCAAUGGAAUAUCGAACCAUCACCGAGGCCGCCAACAAGGCAUGGGCAGCUCACGGCUCUGCUAAUCCAACUGGCUCGCGCACCACCUACCCACCACCACAAGACAGCGAAGAUAUCCGACAUGCUGCUGGUCGAAUCUCGCACAGUUGGGACCAAGCCAAGACCAUUUAUCUCAAGAUCGAUGAGGCUACGAGAGCCAAUCAAAACAACGCCAAUGAUCAAGCUACCCAGGAGAUCCAGACUUUGAUUACUUUCCCAAUCGAUUGGGAUCUUGCCUUCUACCACUCGGAAAAGCUGGCAUGGUACUACAGCGACAAUAGUGGCCAGCUCCCCACCAACCCCUAUCCAAUCCAGGUCAGCUUCUCAGCGACUGGCUAUGCUCUAAGCAACUGGUUCUACAAGCAAGCUAUCUACCCCCUCCCUCUAUUCGCUCGACGACCAAUGUUCCCACAACAAGCCAUUCCCGACGAGCAAACCCUUCUAGUCGACCUCUGGAUCUGCGCCACCGACCUUCAAAUCCCCAAACUCCAAAACCUCGCUCUCAACGAACUCGAUCGUGUCCGAAAUGUCAACGCGGAGAUGAGCCUCACAGCACUCAAUCACACCUACAACCGUACCAAAGAAGGAUCAAUCAUGCGCAAUUACCUCAUUUGGCAAUAUGCUAAUCGUUUGAGCGAGUCAGUUAUCAUGGAGCCUCGAGCAAAACCCUACUAUCCGCAUGAGUUCCUCCAGGAGUGGGUCAUGAUGUUGACGCAGAUGUGGAAGAGCCUGAAAGGUCGUAACGAUAUGAAGGUUGAUUUGAACUUGGAGGAUUUCAUGGUUCAGGAGAAAACGGUCACUUGGCCUUUUUAG
Cadophora gregata is the source of this 2142-nucleotide messenger RNA. RefSeq lists its product as uncharacterized. NCBI's taxonomy places the organism in Eukaryota, Fungi, Ascomycota, Leotiomycetes, Helotiales, Ploettnerulaceae. The transcript is spliced from 4 exons. Bases 1 to 2142 code for a protein of 713 amino acids. The record is from RefSeq and is a predicted model, not a curated record.